Peronospora matthiolae is the source of this 429-nucleotide messenger RNA. Lineage: Eukaryota; Oomycota; Peronosporomycetes; Peronosporales; Peronosporaceae. The record is from the annotation of a GenBank genome assembly.
AUGUGUGCAACCGAAGAGAGUACUUCUCAUGCAUUAUCAGGAGGUGGUCAUUCUCCUGCUGUUUCAAGUGAGCAACAGGCAGUGCCUGUUGCGACUAGCUCACGUGGUGAGUCACCAUGUACGACAGAUACAUCCGCUGCGUCUGCAGCGGGUAAUGCGACUCGCAAUUUGAAUGAUCCUGAAACAGAGCUUAUCUAUUCAGGAGAUCCGGAAGAUGUGUCCGACUCGAAGGCGAAACCUCAUGCCUCCGGAUCAUCCGGGGCGGAUACUGCAAGAGCCAGGUUGACUGUCUCUGGGGAACUUGGCGCUAUCAUGUCCGAGAUCUUCGGACCAAGCGAUUCUUCUGACGAAUCCUCACCUCACGCAAGUCCAUCUGACAAUAGGAUGCGUAGUGAUGGUGGUGAUGCCCCUGUGUAUCACCACGAGUGA